UCCUGUCCACACAUGUUGCAUACCAAUAUACAGGCAUGCCAUUACAUGGUUAAAUAAAAUGAUAUUUAGAUUUUUAGAUACAGGACUUAUUGCUUAAAUUUGUGUAUCAUUCUCUGUUGAAAUGUAAAAUGGGAGGAAUAAAUUCAUGUGUUAGUGAAAAGACAUCUAAAAAACAAGAUAUUGAAGAAGUUUUAAAAUGGUUUCAGCAUUUAGACCAACACAGUGAUGGUGACGAAAUUGUCAUACCCAGGGAAACUUUCAACAAAUUAUUUGAACGUUUGAAGGAGAUGGCAAAUAAAGAUGAACACAAAACUGAUCAAUACGUCAGUGCGCCGAGAGUUCAAAUACUAGACACACGAAGCACAUCGGCAGUUACAAUGUUUAUAAAACAGUUGCAAUAUGAGAUAAUGCAUCGGAAUCGUAUUGAUACUGCAGUUAUUGGAACAGUAGCAGAGGCACUUCAGAAAACAGUUUUAAUUCUCGUGUGCAACAAAGGACAAGGCGGAUCCACAAAAGCGUUGGUUGAAAAAUGUCUGAAAGAUGUUGAACAUUGUCACUACAACAGAAUUAUUUUAGUUAUUGUACACGUUAUGAGAGAACAAAAACUUCCCAAACUUCCAUCUAGUGGCGAGGUAAAAAGCGAGGAAAGUUUCAUGAAUAUCGGAAAGAUGGUUGAUAUGGGUUUCUAUGACGACACUAUAUAUCAGUGUGAUAUGAAUAUAAAAGCCAUUGAAGAAAUUGUGCAGUUCUGUAGAGAAUUUCGUUACCCUGCUAAAGACGAGAGUCAAGCCCAACAUACAAUACUUUCCGUCUCUAAUCAACCAAAAGAUUCCUCUGACCAGGAGACAAAUCAACCACAAUUUAAUUAUAGGAAAACAGACGUCAUUGCCUUUGAUGGCAGAAGAUAUCCCCGCAAAGCGGUAUAUUUGAUGACCCCGUCUAAAACGAAUGCUAUGUCAGCGUUUACUAAGUUAUUUCAAGCAAGAAUGAGGGGUUUUGGAAUCGAGAUCGAAGAAAAGGAGCCAAGUGAUGCUAAGAACCUUGAUCCUAGUUUGCUGUUGAUGAUAGUUUGUAAUGUCACAACGCGCAUUGAAUCUGACAUCAAGCGCUGCUAUGAUGACAACUUACAAGCCGCUCAAAACAGAACAAUUUUGAUAGCACUGCAUGUCACUACAAAAGGAAAAGAGCCAAAGCUGUUAACAGAGCAGAAACUAGCAGCGGACAGUUUAUUUCCGGACAGUUCAUUGAUUAAGAUUAUCGACAUUGCUUUUAAUACUGAACAUGGAAUAUAUGAAUGUGCAAUGAACUGCACUGCAGAAGAUUAUUUUCGUAAUCUUGAGGCAAAUUUAACACCCAUCGACAACGUAAUAUAAUGAACUGUAAAAAAAGAUUUUUUUCUCUAUUUUCCUUUUUUCUUGUAUUUUAUCUCGUUCUGUACUUUUAUUAUAAUUAUUCUUAUAAUUCGUUAUAAUUGCAGAAAAUGGCAAAGAGGUUAAUCGGAUGGACGCGUUUUCUUUGUAGACACUUCUGUUUUGUGCUUUCUUCCAUGUUUCUGCCCCAACCAAAAAUAAAAGAAAUAAUGAGACAGGGUACAUGAAACGUAAAAAACACAAUAAAUCAAGGUGUGUUUGAGAAGAAAUGACGUGGUAUUUCAAAGUCCUGUGUGUAUAGCAAUUGAACCUUCUAUCAAACAGUCAGAUGAGAUUGACUGAUAUUUUUCACAUUAGAGGAUGCUAGUCUUUGUAGUUUCGUUGAAUUGUUUGGUCACUGUGAUUAAGGUCAAUGACACAUAUGCCGCAUUUGGUUGAGUGGUUUAGUUGGUUGACUGCAAACCACUGUCUCCUCACCGCAGGUAGUUAACUCUCAACAGAGAAUGUGGAGUGUUCCAUAUCAGAAUGCUGUUAAACUAGCAUACGAAUUGACAUUAGUUUUACGCGGGGGCCAAAUUAUGUCUGAAAUAAUGCAAGGAUUGGCAUCUGAGGUUUAUUGACACUUAAAAAAUUGCAUGCCACUGUACAAAAAACAGUAGUGGGGCGACAUAACGCCUCCCCUUUCCAAUAAGAGACAAAGAAAAUUUGCUUUAAAACAUGUUUUUCUAUACAACCUUUAAAGUCUUUUUUAUAAAAUUAUGUCUGAAACAUGUCCUUAAUUCUUCUCUACCCUGAGUGAUUUAAUUUGGGAGACAGCAUGAAGAUAACCAGUGCUUAUACACACUGAACACACGUUGCUGAUAUUGUUGAUUUUAUAUUUGUGCUUUAUUAUUAUAACUCAUUAUUUUAACAUAGUGUGAUAAUAAAGUUUUAGCU
Messenger RNA from Ruditapes philippinarum (Manila clam), 2306 nucleotides. RefSeq lists its product as uncharacterized. NCBI's taxonomy places the organism in Eukaryota, Metazoa, Mollusca, Bivalvia, Venerida, Veneridae. Bases 129 to 1373 code for a protein of 414 amino acids. The record is from RefSeq and is a predicted model, not a curated record. The transcript has 8 exons.